This is a messenger RNA of Amphiprion ocellaris (clown anemonefish), 2272 nucleotides long. Its product is annotated as ras-related protein Rab-5C-like. Gene Ontology annotation, molecular function: GTP binding; GTPase activity. Lineage: Eukaryota; Metazoa; Chordata; Actinopteri; Pomacentridae. The transcript has 6 exons. Bases 330 to 998 code for a protein of 222 amino acids. The record is from RefSeq and is a predicted model, not a curated record.
UGGAUCCAGGAAGUGUUUUGGUUACACAAGGCGGAAGCGUCUGGUUUGCUGAAGCUGAAUGUGUUUUUGGGGGAAAAGCACAAAACGUCCUUAACGAGGAACAACACCGCUACAAGUCCCUGGUCACAGGACGGAGUGAACAUUGUUCUUCGUUGUUGGUAACCGGGGUCAGUCCUCUGCUGUUUGCCCCAUCUGGUUUUUGACACCAGGAGUUUGAUCUGUCACCUCACUUACUGUCAGUGCCUCUGUUUCCAAGAUCUUCUCCCAUCUUUACACCUCGCCGACCAGUAGUUUCGGACCAUCUCAUCCAUAACAGUCUCUGUCUGUCAAUGGCUGGGCGUGGUGGAGGAGCAAACAGGCCUAAUGGUGCCGCAGCAGCAAAUAAAAUCUGCCAGUUCAAACUGGUGCUGCUGGGGGAGUCGGCAGUGGGCAAGUCCAGCUUAGUGCUGCGAUUUGUCAAAGGCCAGUUUCAUGAAUUUCAGGAGAGUACCAUUGGAGCUGCCUUCCUCACUCAGACUGUCUGCCUGGAUGACACCACUGUGAAGUUUGAGAUCUGGGACACAGCAGGUCAGGAGCGCUACCACAGCCUGGCUCCGAUGUACUACAGAGGUGCUCAGGCUGCCAUCGUGGUCUACGACAUCACCAACACAGACACUUUUGUACGUGCAAAAAACUGGGUGAAGGAGCUUCAAAGACAAGCCAGUCCCAACAUAGUGAUCGCGCUGGCUGGGAACAAGGCAGAUAUCGCAAACAAGAGAGCUGUAGAUCUUCAGGAGGCACAAACAUAUGCUGAUGACAACAGUCUACUUUUUAUGGAGACCUCAGCCAAGACUGCCAUGAAUGUCAAUGAAAUUUUCAUGGCUAUUGCAAAGAAGCUGCCUAAGAGUGAUCCUCAGGGUGGAGCUGGACAAGGAGGACGGACGAGGACAGGAGUGGAUCUACAAGAAGCCACCCCUCAGGGCCGCAGCAGCCAGUGCUGCGGCGGCGGCGGCAAUUAGCAAGUACAAAACAGUGAACUUAGUGAAUGAGCCCUGAACAUCAUUUUAAGGACAUCACGUAGCUAAAACCCAGAGAGGCAGGAGAGGGCAGAGCCACUCGCCACUCCUGCACUUAAACUGAGAUUACAGAUGAGAUUAUCUGGAUCCUCUUUGAUUAAAGGAACUUUUUUUUUAAAAGAAUCAUAAGCUAGAGGGAAUUCCCAAGAUCCCUCACUACUUCUCUUCUGUCUUUCCCCUCCAUGUGUCUGUCUACCUCCCCGUUCAUCUUCAGCCUCUGUCUCCGUUGAUUGAAUACCGUUUUAAAUGAACUCUUAUGAAGCGUGAUGCUGAGGUUGUUUUGCCAUUUUCCCUGUUGUUUGAGCGUGCGUGUGUGUAUGUUCUGUAUGUGUGUAUAAACAGCAUAUAUAGAUGCACAUACACACAUUUUGUACUCUUGUCAUAUCCCUCUAGGUUGAUCUUUAUAGUCAAUACAGAUACAAACACCCAUCCUCUUAUUAAUGCAGAACUUGCAAAUGGAAAAGCGAUGAAGCUUUUUGUCUUAUUGGCCCCAUUUGUAGCUGGUGUUAACAUGUGAUGAGGUAUCUGGAUAAUGACAUCUGAUCCUGGAGCUUUGCCUAUUACACCUAGUAUACAAAUGUAUUCUCAUUAUCGGCCCGUACUCUCAGUAUGCAAAUAAGUCAGGUGCUAGCUGGUGAUUUUGUCAUUUAAUAUGAUGUAAGUCAAGGAAGGCGAUGCCGCAAAUGGACAUUAUUAAUGAAUCAUUUCUGAGGGAAGACCUGCCAGCAAUGUUUCAGCUUGCUGAAUGUAGCAGGAAUAGGCAGGGAAGGCUUUUUUCUUAAGGAUACGGUCAGGCUGUUUUCACUGCAUUCACACCUGACUGAGAUCUGAUCACAGUGAAAGCUUGACCACCUCUAAAUAUGUCCUGGCUUAUCUGAUUACACACCAGUCCCACUGUGUUCUGUGUGCAUUUACACCUGCAUUUCCCCCUGUUCUUCCCUCUCUUAAAGGUAUCCAGAUACAGAUCACAUCUUAGUGCCAGGUGUAAAGGGUAUUUGUUAUUCUCGGAUGAGACGCAGUUAUAAGAGCCAGUCAUAACUUUGCUUAUGGAAGCAGGCCGUGAUCUGAUCUGGCUACACACAUCUGAAGAUGUUUCCGAACUGUACAACUCAUUCAUUGUGUAUCGCUAACUGUGACACCAGAGAGUUGUUAGCCUUUUUUAAAAAGAGAUGUGAAAUAACUUGUAAAUCUAAAAAGUAAUAAAUAACACAAGAUUA